Messenger RNA from Fusarium pseudograminearum CS3096, 1356 nucleotides. RefSeq lists its product as uncharacterized. The coding region runs from base 1 to 1356 and encodes 451 amino acids. NCBI's taxonomy places the organism in Eukaryota, Fungi, Ascomycota, Sordariomycetes, Hypocreales, Nectriaceae. The record is from RefSeq and is a predicted model, not a curated record. The transcript is spliced from 8 exons.
AUGGGGCUGUUCCAGCAUCUCGUCUUUCUGGCGGCGCUGUUCUGCAAUGGUGUCGCCGCACAGAGCUUUGCAUCCGUGCUUACAGAAGCACCACAAUGUGCUGCCGAUUGUCUGGUUACGUUGUUUAGUGAGGAACCGUUUGCGGGGAAGAACCAAAGCGCGAUUUGCCAUGAUCAACAGUUCGCUGAUGCGAUUGGGGAUUGUCUAACGGCGAAAUGCACGGUGCGACAGACAUUGGAUUUUAUUAAAAUGUCAUCGGCCGUAUGCGGAAUUAAACCGACCAACAAUGUCCUCUUAUAUCGCUUAACGACGCUCAUCAUGGCCGGUCUUGCCUUGCUUUUCUUCGCCUUGCGGAUAAUAGCCACAGUCAGACUACGUCUUAAAUGGGCGAUGGACGAUACAAUGGCUGUCGCCUCGGUAGUCUUGCUGAUACCGGUUGUUAUUAUCAUGCAGUUCAUGAUGCAAAACGGUCUUGGUGUUGACCUGUGGUAUCUCUCAGACCAUCAAAUCACAGAAGGAUUCAGGCUCUUCUUCUUCCUCGAAAUGCUCUACCUAACCGCCCGAGUCGUCGUUAAAUCUACUAUUCUAUGCUUCUUCCUACGCAUAUUCAGCAACCCCCGAUUCCGUCUCAUCGUUAAAAUUACACUCGUGUUUAAUGUUCUUAUCGGUGUUACAUUCUUUAUCCUCGUCUUCUUCCAAACGACACCGAUUAGUCUCUUCUGGAUCGGAUGGCAGACCAAGGAGGCGAAGAGAGUUAUGCUGGGAAUUAUACGGCUGACGCUGCCACACGCGGUGCUUGUUCUUGCGCUGGAUAUAUGGGUGCUUAUCUUGCCGAUUACCCAGCUUUGGGAGUUGGGGCUGAAGUUGAGGAAGAAGAUUGGUGUUAUGGCCAUGUUCAGCUUCGGUAUCUUCCUAACUGUCGUUGCUGUGAUUCGAGUACAUCAAUUAGUGCUCUUUGCUAGAUCUCGAGACUUGACAGGUAAGUUCACCAAACACCCCAAAGACGACCCAACUAACAGAACAGUUAUAAACGCACAAAAAGCCAUGAUCUGGUCCUGCAUCGAGAUAUCAGUAGGCAUCAUGGUAUCAUGCAUGCCUCACAUCCGCAAUUUAGUCCGACACAUCAAAUCACGAAUACGCGAAAAGAGAGGGAAAGAAAAAGAACCGAGCAACGAGGCUGUAUUUAUCCAACGAUCACUCGUGCCGAUAUCAGUGGGUGAUGCGACGUCGGAACCAGCGUUGUUUGAUGAGGGGGAUGCUAUAACAACUGUCUCUACAACGACAGGGACUGGAAAGAUGGAGAGUAUAAAUGGGAGGUUGAGUAGUUAUGCGAGCGAUGCGGAUACACAAGUUUAG